AAGAUGUCCGGUAGUAUCGACCCCUCAAUUCCUCCCUUCCGGUACACACUGACAGCUUCCCCAGACGGUGAAAUAUGGGACCACACUGACGACACCAACAAAUUCCAGAAGUUUGGUUGGAGGACCACAACCACGGAAAACGCUUACGAGACUAAAACUAGGAUAGGCAACUGGAACGAAAGGUGUUUUGGUAUUGAUGAGAUACAAAAGAAACAUCAACCUAAAUCUCAGUACGGGCACUACUUUGAAUCAACUCAGAAAGUUAUGACCUCUGCAGUAAAGGCUCCCGACUAUCCUGACUCAAUUAAGUAUCUUUUAAGGAAGGAAGCGACAGCGUUUCCAUGUCACCAGCCAGAGUUGUGUAGUGAUUACACAAACCAGCUGCUUAGUGACAUGUACAAAACCAACACUUCAAGCAACUACUGCAAGCACGCUAUCUCGACCCCAGCUGAAGCUAAAGAAGAAGGAGAACAGUCCUAAUUACCAGAUUUGUAUUCCUCCCAAGUACCAACCCUGGCCUCACACCUUUCAUACGUUUUAAAAUGACUGAUAGCGUGUUGCCAGUUUUUGAAUUUUCAUAAAACUGGCAGACACCAGACAGGGGUGUAGGAAUGAUUUUCUUCAUGGGGGGGCCAAAUUCUAAAUAUUUUUUGGCGCUUCGCGCCAAAGCCUGAAUUGUGAGGGUAAGGUCGGAUAAAAGGAAAUUGCAGCAUGUGCGGCAUCGCGAUUUUUUCACGUUUCCGCAACAAAUCGCGAUUUUUUAGAUCCUGGCCUCACGACAAAUCGCGAUUUUUUUCAGUUCUUCGCGUCAAAUUGCGCAUUUUCCUUCAAAUCUGAGGACCAAAUUUGCGUACUUUCUUUCAAAUCUGUGGGCCAAAUAUCACGU
Molecule: messenger RNA, 886 nt
Organism: Bolinopsis microptera
Lineage: Eukaryota; Metazoa; Ctenophora; Tentaculata; Lobata; Bolinopsidae
Product: cilia- and flagella-associated protein 68-like
Exons: 5
Coding region: 4-480 (158 amino acids)
Cellular component (GO): nucleus
Source: RefSeq, a predicted model, not a curated record